Molecule: messenger RNA, 675 nt
Organism: Striga hermonthica
Lineage: Eukaryota; Viridiplantae; Streptophyta; Magnoliopsida; Lamiales; Orobanchaceae
Source: the annotation of a GenBank genome assembly
UAUGCACACUUCAUACCCAUCACCCAUCCCUACACAGCCAAGGCAGGGAGAUCCCCGCAUCAUUGAUGAAUGGAUUCAGGGUUUAGAGUUUAUCUUUGAGGUUAUGGAAUGCCCCAAUAGGUAUCGCAUAGUUUGCGCUCAGCUUCAGCUCACUGGUGAUGCAAGGCUCUGGUGGAAUGCCUACUGGAGCAUGCGUCUCGGUGAAAAAGCGGGUUGUACAUGGGACAUGUUUAAGGAUCUAGUCCGUGAAAAGUACUACCCUUCCUACUAUCGGGCAGAGAUGGAGCGUCAGUUCUUAGCGCUCCAGCAGGGCACUCGUACAGUUGAUGAGUACGAGCGAGAGUUCACUAGACUUGCAGCUUUCGUACCGGACCUGGUUCGCACGGAGGCUCAGAGAGCUCAGCGGUUCAUUGACGGGCUUUUCCCAGCAGUCCGUCACAAUAUCGUGGGACACGGGACUCAGACCUACGCUCGUGUAGUUUCUAUCGCCCAGGAGGUGGACGCUAGCAUCAGGAGGGAGGCAGUUCGUGAUCGUGCCCAGCCAUCCGCCCCAGUUCAGCCAUUCGCAGCUCCACCAACGUUACCAGCCCCUCAGCCGGUAAAGGAGAAGAAGAGGAAGGGGAAGGGUGCACAGACGGACCGGAGCACCCGACAGAGACAGCAGCUGAUUCCACC